Molecule: messenger RNA, 620 nt
Organism: Cercopithifilaria johnstoni
Lineage: Eukaryota; Metazoa; Nematoda; Chromadorea; Rhabditida; Onchocercidae
Source: the annotation of a GenBank genome assembly
GAGCAAAGGUCAUUUUGUCUACGGCAGCAUCCGGAAGUUUAAAGGAAGAACUCACACCGGGUUCAUUGGUAUUUUUGGAUUCCUUUAUUGACAGAACAUUUAAGCGCGAAAUAACAUUCUAUGAUGGUAAAGAUGGUCAUCCAAAAGGUGUAUGUCACAUUCCUAUCCAUCCAGCGUACAAUGAAAAACUAAGACAGGUGUUAAUCUCAUCUGCAGAGGAGCUCAAAUACAAAUUUUUCAAAACUGGAACAGCAAUAUGCAUUGAGGGACCGCGAUAUUCUUCUCGAGCUGAAAGUGAAGUGUUCCGGGGUUGGAAUGCUGAUAUUAUUAACAUGACUGUUUGUCCGGAAGUUUAUCUAGCGAAAGAACUGGGUAUUCCGUUUGCAACAACUGCUAUUGUAACAGAUUAUGAUUGUUGGAGAGAGGGCGAAAAGGUGUCAGUUGAUUUGGUGGCUCGGAGGAUGCGCGAAUCUGCGGAUAAAGCUAAAAACCUUUUCGUUACAGCAAUCAAAAAAAUUGGAUCAAUGCAUUGGGAUGAUGAAAUAAUGGAGGCUAAGAAAACAGCUCGAGCAGGAGUGAUGAUUGACGAACAUGUGGUUUUCGAUCAUUUGAAAUAUUGA